Molecule: messenger RNA, 2359 nt
Organism: Marasmius oreades (fairy-ring Marasmius)
Lineage: Eukaryota; Fungi; Basidiomycota; Agaricomycetes; Agaricales; Marasmiaceae
Exons: 8
Coding region: 97-2244 (715 amino acids)
Biological process (GO): transmembrane transport
Cellular component (GO): membrane
Molecular function (GO): transmembrane transporter activity
Source: RefSeq, a predicted model, not a curated record
UUCUGACCCGCCUUUAUCAUCUCUCAUGCCCUAAGCUAUCCAUAGUGGUCGCCCUAUCUCUUCAGCUUUCCGUUCACUCAUUGAGUACAUUCAAGCAUGGACCCUUCAACGACAGAGUCUUCCCCUCUAUUGGGGACCCCUUCUGUAAAGAAACCCUUCUAUCGCGCGAGACCGUUGUGGCUCGUCCCGUUUGCUAUCACUGCAGCACUUGUCCGUGGCAUGACUUUAGCGCCUCGACUCGAAGUUGUCACCCAAUUAUCUUGUCUCGCCCUCCACCAUCACACUCUCAACCAUUCGCAGCCAUCAGUCUCUACACCUAUACAUUCCCUAUUCACUUCGCUCGAACCUAAUGGAUCCACUUUCCCCCCAUCUAAUAUACGAACAAACCCGAUAUUAAUCUACUCAAACUAUUCGGACAUGAGACAUAGCGACGAAGACGACGAGGAUCCGCGAAUAAUACCGUCUCAGCAGUGCAUGGCUGACCCAGCCGUACAAGCAGGAGCGGCGCGUAUUCAAACCGUCAUGACCACCACUAUGGGUUUGCUAUCCGCCACAACUAGCGGUUAUUGGGGUCACUUCAGUGAAAGGCAUGGUAGAACUCGUGUACUCUUCCUAUCGACAUUUGGCUUGUUUCUCACUGACUUAACGUUCAUCUUGGUCUCAACUCCUGGAUCCCCACUUGCGUCGCACGGACACAAGAUGCUCAUAAUCGCGCCUUUCAUUGAAGGCCUUCUUGGCGGAUGGUCAACGUUACAGUCGGCUUGUUUAUCCUAUGUCUCUGAUUGCACUUCGCCUGGUUCUCGUGCGACCAUCUUUUCACGCUUCAUGGGCGUGUUUUAUCUUGGUUUAAGCGUGGGACCUACUAUUGCGGGGUGGAUAAUUAACAAUGGAAUCCCCGGAAUCGAUCGAAUCGGCACUCCGACGGGACAGGGAAAGAGCGUGACAGAAGUCUUUUGGCUCGCUAUUUGUUGCUCGUUCAUCAACUUCUUACUCGCCGCAAUUGUGUUUCCCGAAUCACUUUCUCGGGAAAGCCGGGCUACUGCUGCGCAACAAUAUCAUGACUCUCGUGCGAGCAAGGGUAAAGCUCGAGCAUCAGAAGAAGCGGGGGGUUCUCUUGAAGGCUCUGUAUCUACGGUCAAGAAGGGUGGGAUCCUCGCCGGACUUUUGAGUCCUCUAUCCACCUUUCUACCCGCCACCAUCACGGUGGUGACCGGAAACGGUAUCAGGAAAAAGAAAGACUGGAGUUUGACAUUCCUUGCCCUUGCUCUUUUUAUGUACAUGCUUUCGACGGGUAUUUUCCAGACCAAGUAUCUAUAUGCCACACAUGUCUACAGUUGGGCAGCCGACCAACUCAGUUACUACAUCUCAUUCGUGGGUGGAAUGCGGGCUCUGACUACACUGUUUUUCCUCCCCACUGUGAUUUCGCUCUUCAAACCUAAACCUCAAACCCCUUCCACUCCGAUCGCGUCCACCAGUGCUCCCGGAAAGAGAACCAAACCAAAGAUGACCAAGCAACAGUUACGACGAGAAAUCAACUUUGACCUCAUGCUCUGUCGUUGCAGCCUGUGCUUCGAUAUCCUUGGCAAUUUCCUGAUUUCAGUUCUUCCUGCACCCUCUGGCAAUGUACAUCCGAUGUCCCCUGGUACUUUGCAUACUACGUCUACCACAAAGCCAGUCUCAACGUAUCGAAGUGCAGUUUCUUUCGUCGUCGCGAGUACGUUCAACAGCAUGAGUUCAGGGCUAGUGCCGGCUAUUCAGAGCUUGGCUUUGUGUAUAAUGCAGGCGAGGACUCUUCUCCAGGAAGAGGGUGACGAGGAAGGACGUAGCAGUGAAACUGGCGUCGUUGAUGGCAGAAGUGAAAACGUGAACUUGGAAUCCAACAAUGAGAUAGGAAAGCUUUUCGGAGCUUUCUCGACCGUACAGGCUUUAGGGCAAAUGAUUAUCGCGCCUUUAGUGUUUGGGCUGGUGUACAGUGAAACCGUUGCACAAUUCCCAAAGACGAUAUUCGUCGUGGCUUGUAGCAUUUUGGUUGCUUCUCUGUGCUCAGCGACUCUUUUGAGGAAUCCUGUUCGGGGGGAACCUGACGUGAAGGGUAAAGGAAAUGGUCAAGGGCGGAAAAGACAAAGCAAACACGAAGAAGAACGAAGGGGAAGGUCUAGAGUGAGUAAAGAUCUGUUUGGUGGCGCGUAUCGUCCGGAAGAUCUAGAAUAUGAAGGUGGUUUCCAACCGGAUGCAGCAGCGUAAGUUUUAUUAUAUGGUAGCUUUAACAGAAUAUUGGGUUAUUUAGUCCGUGUAACUAUUCGUAUAUAAGUAUAUCUUGUGUAACAACAUUAUAGUCAAUAUUGUUCAUACUUCCUCC